GCUAGCUUGAUGGCUGCUUGUCACAGCUGGGUAUCUGGCUCUCUGCAAGUUGAGCAACAGCGUCGAGAGCGAGCAAGUUGCCGAACGGAUCUCCCGGAGCUGCGCUUAACUUGAGAUCCAGAAUGCUGAGAAGAGGAUGAGUCUCCCAGGUCAUCUGAGACAUCCACGUGUCCUUGCUGCUGUCCCUCCCCGACAGCCCUCUUGUCCCACCAGGGACAGACCAUCUGCCUCCCCACCGUGCCCCUGCCCCCAGUAGUGGCCAUCCCAGACGGGAGGAAAGGCAAGCCAGCCACUGUAAAUAUGCCCGGAUGGAGGUCUCAGUGGCGUCUCGUCCUGCUAAACUCGCUGGCCUGUGGCCUGGAGAUCUGCCUGGCAGCUGGGAUCACAUACGUGCCCCCACUGCUGCUGGAGGCUGGAGUGGAGGAGCGCUACAUGACCAUGGUGCUAGGUAUUGGUCCAGUACUUGGUCUCCUAUUCAUCCCUCUGAUUGGCUCUGCCAGUGACCAAUGCCACAGCAGCUAUGGCAGACGACGGCCUUUCAUCUGGCUGCUGUCUUUAGGGGUCCUUCUGGCACUUUUCAUCAUUCCCCACGCCGACAUACUGGCUGCACGCCUUGCCUGGGGAGGCCGCACCUUCCAGGUGGGCUUCCUUAUCUUCGGGGUUGGGCUCCUCGACUUUUGCGGACAAGUGUGCUUUACACCACUGGAGGCUCUGUUGUCGGACCUUUAUCUGGACAAGGAGGACUACAACCAAGCCUUUGCCAUGUUCUCCUGCAUGGUCAGCUUGGGGGGCUGUGUGGGCUAUCUGCUCCCAGCACUGGACUGGAGUCGUGGCCUGCUCUCUGCUUACCUAGGAGGCCAGGCCGAGUGCCUGUUCUCCCUACUCAUCCUCAUCUUCAUCUCCAGUGUGCUCAUCACCAUGAAGGUGUCUGAGGAACCCUUGUGUGCCAACACUGGCUUGGCGGGGUCUGGCUCUUUACUGGAGUCGGGGGCCAGUAAGACAGAGGCCGGCCGGUGCGGCGUGCCGCGCUCAUGCUGCUACCUGCUGAAGUGCAAACUGAGGCUGCUGAAGUCUGGACCCCUGCUGUGCCUGCUGAGAACAUGCUGGUCCAUGACCCCGGUCAUCUACAGGAGCUACUGCCAUGUCCCGCGGGUGAUGAGGCAGCUGUGUGUGGCUCAGCUAUGCAGCUGGAUAGCUGUCAUGUCUUUUAUGCUUUUCUACACAGACUUUGUGGGGGAAGGCCUGUAUGAGGGCGUGCCCAGUGCAUUACCAGGAAGUGUGUCCAAGCAAAGAUACACUGAAGGUGUCCGUAUGGGCAGUAUGGGCCUAUUCUUGCAAUGUGCUACCUCAACCUUCUUCUCCCUGGUGAUGAGUCGUUUGGUUCGCCAUCUUGGCUCACGGUGGGUCUACACCAGCAGUAUGGUGAGCUUCACGAUCUCUGCUUUGGUCAUCUGCCUGUCCAAAAGUGUGGUCUUGGUCACUAUAAUGGCUUCCCUCACUGGCUAUGCGUACGCCACACUGCAGACUCUGCCCUACACACUCACCUGUAUGUACCACAAGGAGAAAGAGGUCUAUAUGCCAAAAAGGAAAGCCCAAAGUGUGCAUAAAAAUGGGAUAGCCACCAAGCAGGACUCUGUGUAUUUGACUUCUGUGGAAGAGGAGGACCGAUUGAACCACACAACGGUGCCUCCCUACGGGCAAGUCUUCUUCGGCCCGCCACACGGCCAGAAUGGCUCAUCUCACAGCUCCGGUGGUACCGAACAGGAGGAGAUUGAGUCGGGCUAUGAGAAACGUGGCGUGGGUUUGGACUUCGCCAUCUUAGACAGCACCUUCCUCCUCUCUCAGGUUUUCCCCACCCUCUUCAUGGGCAUGAUCGUUCACUUCACACAGUCCGUCACUGCCUAUAUCGCCUGCUCCGUCAUCUUCGGUGCCGUCGCCACCUACUUGGCCAGUCAAAUCAUCUUUGACCAAAAGGACCUCAAAAACUGAGACUUGGAUGCAGAGGAUGUGGAAGCGAUGUAAUCACAAAUAAUCAAUCAUUCAGGUUCCACGGGCGGAACUCAACGAUGCACUACUGUUUCCAGAAUGCCUUGCUCUAGUACCGUGUGUUUGCACAUAUGAAAGCUCUGCGUUGGGGAAGUGCGUGUCAGGUCAUGAGAGAAAGCCAUUUCAGUGAUGGGGCCGGUAUUGUUGCCCAAAUAGUCGACACCAAACUGUGCGCUCAGGUCAGGUGUGGUACUCUCCGGAAUGCAAUUGAAUUCUAUAGAAAUCUGUCUGAAACCUUUUUCUUGUGACACCUUUUAUGUCCAUAGUCUUUUUCCUCAGGUACCACAAACAGAUUUACUGUAGAACUCAUUAACACACACCUUCUAGGCUUUUAAUGGUUUUUUAAAAUGAUUUUAUCCCAAGCUAUCUGCACAUUUUUAAUAAUAGUACAGUGUUUUUUUUAUUACUCAAAACAACAUAUUAAACAGUGUUGGUUUGUACAAACUCAUCUGCAGCGUCACUAAGCCAGUCUGGAGACUCGUCCUCGUUUUAUUGAGACAGGGCUCUCUUUCUUCACUACGGAAGAAAUAAUGCUUGAAUAAAUAGAUUCAAGCAUGGUUUCUAUCUGUUCAGAAAAAAGAAUUCCAAGUGGGACCAUUGGACGUGUCCAUACAAGAUGAACAAACACACUUAAAGGGGCACUGUGGUGAUUUAGUAUUGCAGACACUUUUCAUAGUCCAACUCUAUAAUCUUUAAUCAGACCUCCCCGGCCUGUUAAUGGGCCAGUGUGUAGCAUUUUGGUUACCUUGCAUGGGCGCUGAUGUUGAAGUCCCAAGAUCACUGGUGUCCGGCAAGCCAUUUCAUGUACCGAUCACUGUGAGGUGUGUGUGGAAGACACAACUACACAGAGAGUUUGAUUGACAGAUGGUUCAUCCAAUCACCUGCCAAAUAUUUUUUGGAAAUUGCAUGCCGUUUCCAAAUAGUCUCAGAUGGACAAUUGUCAAGCAAAUCGGUGGCAUUUUGCGUGAAGGCCCCUAUAGUUCUCCAACAUGCUUGAGAAACUGCUGGGAACACGUUCUGCCGAGUGCAAUGACGCUUGACUUUCGCUGCUCCUGACGUGGUUACUGUGGUAACGACGGGGCGGCUCACGUUACUGUAGUCUUGGAAAGCGGAAGGGGUAUUCAGGUGGAUGCAAUCUGCACCACACCGCUAGAUUCUGCCAAAUCCUACACGUGACCCUUUAAAGCGUGAUCACCUUUUUAGUUUCCGUUUGAAAUGCAGUUUCUCUUUCUCAAGAUGAUCCUGAUGACAUCACACAUUGGGGUUGUUUUCCCAGACUUUCUAAAGCUCCUCCAGAGUCACAGAGGACGUCAUACAACAGUCUUCACAUGCGGAGUAGACAAGUAAACUGACCUUUUAUGUAUACCCCGAUAGAAAUUCAGCUGUACUCUGAUGUUUGGCCCCAUCUCGUGUGUUUCUCCCAUCUAGUGCCAUCUAUUAAUUAAUUAACAGUUUAACUGUAAAUAUUGUGUAUACAAAUGUACACUAUGUCCCUAUGGGAAUGUUGUUAUGCAACCUGUUCAGGGGAGUUUAUUGACUUUGGUGAAUUAAGAAUGAAGCUGUUUACUAUAACUGGAAAUAUUGCAUCAAAGGUCUUCUGAUUAACCGAGAAUAAUCUUGUCUAGUUGACUUCUCAUCUUGUCCAACUAUGCUCCCGAUCAGGACAGUCAUCUCAGGUUACUACAUUGUUUUAGUGUCCUAUCCUGUCCUUUAAGCCACUGAUAGAGAAAAUAAAACAAACUUUCCCUGCUGCCUAAACCUUCAUGUUCUACUGUAUUCAACCUAGGACACCCAGAUGGGCUUGUUACAUAUUGCUGUAUGUAAACAUGUAGGGGGAUGUCUGAGGGAAGCUCACUUCAUAGCACCCACUCCUGAAAGACCACCAACAACAACAAAAAAGUAAUGCAGUAAAUGGAACUUAUUUGGUUACUGAGAUGCUGUAUGUUACGUUGUAUUGUGGCCUUCAGAUGAGCUUUUAAAAUUGGCCGGUUGGUCUAAACACAAUGCUGGUUUCGCAACCGCCAAGUGAGUUAAUUUGAGCAUUUUAUAUCCAGGUUGUCUGAUCGCACACAAGGGGUGAUGAAUUAGUCUCCACAGAUCCAAAUGGUCCUGGAGGAUCUCAGGAGGAGUUUUGUCCUGUCGACACCACUGCAGUACAUAACCCUCAAGCGACUGUGUUGUCCUUUUCACCCUGAAAUUCACAAGACAGGUUUUGUCUAGCAGGAGCUGAAGUGUCUGAAAAAGGUUGUUUUUACAAGUGCCUGUACAUUUUUUCGAACUUUUUUUUGUACAUCUGUAUUUAUUUAUUAUACUUUUAUUAAACUAUUAGCCUCGUCUCUUUCAUUUGGUGCAAGGGCGAAGGCUGUUUCUGUGAAAAAGAUAAAUUAUUUGUAUAGAUGUGGUAUAGAAGCAUCAUUAAACUAUAAUUUAUUAUAUCAUUA
Cyclopterus lumpus (lumpfish) is the source of this 4487-nucleotide messenger RNA. RefSeq names its product solute carrier family 45 member 3 (gene slc45a3). Gene Ontology annotation, molecular function: sucrose:proton symporter activity. Gene Ontology annotation, cellular component: membrane. The record is from RefSeq and is a predicted model, not a curated record. The coding region runs from base 301 to 1989 and encodes 562 amino acids. Lineage: Eukaryota; Metazoa; Chordata; Actinopteri; Perciformes; Cyclopteridae. The transcript is spliced from 6 exons.